AGUGAAACAAACAAAAAAGCAUAUCCUCGGAGUAGUCUCGAAAUAAUUUUGGAGGACGUGAUAAUGUUUCUCAAGGAUUUUGAAGAAAUAGCACCAAUUGGCUCUGGUGCAUAUGGCAGUGUUUUCAAAGCAAAACACAGACUUGAUGGGACGACUUACGUUAUUAAAUGUGUUAAAUACAAUAACGAGAAGGUAAAGCGUGAAGUAAAGGCUUUGGCAAUGCUUAGUCAUCCAAAUAUUGUUCGCUACUAUAAUAGUUGGGUUGGAGAAGAUUACAACAAAAGAUCAUUGCCGAAGUACCUUUUCAUCCAAAUGGAAUUCUGUGAGAAAGGGACAUUGGAAGCCUGGAUUGAGAUCAGAAGAGGGGAGAUUCCAAACAAAGAUUUGUCUUUGGGAUUAUUUAAGCAAAUAGUAACUGGAGUGGAUUAUAUACAUUCAGAAGGGUUAAUUCAUAGAGACCUUAAGCCAAGUAACAUAUUUUUAGUAGAUACAAAACAAAUAAAGAUUGGAGACUUUGGACUUGUAACAUUCCAGAAACAUGAUAAACAGCGGACAGAAGACCAGGGAACUCGACUCUACAUGAGCCCUGAACAGCUCGCUUCAGUAGAAUAUGGAAAUGAAGUGGACAUCUUUGCCUUAGGGCUAAUUCUCUCAGAGCUUCUUUAUAUACCUCUCAGUCGUCAGGAAACAUAUAAGAUAUUCGAAGAUCUAAGGAAGGGCCAUGUCUCGGAUAUAUUUAAUGACAAAGAAAAAAUUCUCCUACAGAAAUUAGUUGCGACUGACCCCAAGAUGCGACCUAAAACAUCUGAAAUACUGAAGACUUUGAAGGAGUGGAAUAAUGUUCCAAAGAAAAAAAGGCGAAACACAUAUUAGUGCCUUUCUAAAAAAGGCACUUCUGAUGUUCGAUUUUCCUGUAAUUGUCUAAAAUCUGCUAGGGAAUAUUGAUGAUAUUUACCUGUUAUUUUCAUUUUCCCUUAAUUUUUUAAUACAUUAGCAUAAAGGUUUACACCUUUUUUUAAAAAAAUUGAUUUUUAGAGCCCGGCCAGUGU
Molecule: messenger RNA, 1049 nt
Organism: Myotis lucifugus (little brown bat)
Lineage: Eukaryota; Metazoa; Chordata; Mammalia; Chiroptera; Vespertilionidae
Product: interferon-induced, double-stranded RNA-activated protein kinase-like
Exons: 9
Coding region: 64-873 (269 amino acids)
Biological process (GO): protein phosphorylation
Molecular function (GO): protein kinase activity; ATP binding
Source: RefSeq, a predicted model, not a curated record